AUUUAGGUGAAGGGUACGAGCGCCAAUACAGUGAGCUCUCUGCCAACCUCACCAAAAAGUGUACGGUAGCUGGUGCUCUUGAUGGAGAGCAAAAGAAGCAAAAGAUUUCUGAAAUAAAGGCUGGAAUUGAUGAUGCAGAAUCUUUGAUCCGGAAAAUGGACCUCGAGGCAAGAAGUUUGCCACCAAAUAUUAAAGCUGUGCUUCUUGCUAAGUUGAGGGAAUAUAAAUCAGAUCUGAAUAAUCUGAAAAGCGAAGUUAAAAGACUUGUAUCUGGUAACUCAUAUUCAUCUGCCCGAGAUGAGUUGUUGGAAUCAGGCAUGGCUGAUACUCUGACGGCAUCAGCUGAUCAAAGAGGAAGGCUAAUGAUGUCAACAGAGAGAUUAAACAAGUCUAGUGAUAGAGUUAAGGACAGUAGAAGAACCAUGCUGGAAACAGAAGAGCUUGGUGUUUCAAUCCUUCAAGAUCUGCAUUCACAGAGACAGUCUCUGUUACAUGCAAAUAACACGCUUCAUGGGGUGGAUGACAACAUAGGGAAAAGCAAGAAAGUUUUGACUUCCAUGGCACGGAGGAUGAGCAGGAACAAGUGGAUUAUUGGCAGUGUUAUUGCCGUUCUUGUCAUUGCCAUCGCCUUGAUCUUGUACUUCAAACUUAAAUAGCCAAGACAUUUUCUCUUGUUUGAGCUUGUGGGUGUUUCGAACGAACAGAUUUUCAUUUUCUUGUUUCUCCUUAUUUUUCGUGUGUGCAAAAUUGAGUUGCCAAGAUGGAGAUGCUUGAUUGUGUAGUAAUGGCAAAAUAUUGAUACGUUUCGAUUCUUUGCUGGUUGUAUUCACUACUAAAAAGACGUAUGCUUUGCUUUCACCAUGAGCGGGUCCAUUGCUCAUUAAGUACAGUUAAUAAUAUA
Prunus mume (Japanese apricot) is the source of this 901-nucleotide messenger RNA. NCBI's taxonomy places the organism in Eukaryota, Viridiplantae, Streptophyta, Magnoliopsida, Rosales, Rosaceae. The record is from RefSeq and is a predicted model, not a curated record.